Molecule: messenger RNA, 876 nt
Organism: Linnemannia hyalina
Lineage: Eukaryota; Fungi; Mortierellomycota; Mortierellomycetes; Mortierellales; Mortierellaceae
Source: the annotation of a GenBank genome assembly
AUGGCCUCCCUUCUCAAGCAGAUCAAGAAGAUCUUCAAGUCUAACAAGAAGACUACCACCGCUCCCGCUGCUGCUGCCAAGCCCGUCGUUGCCGCUGCUCCCGUCGCAGCCGUUGCAGCCGUCGCUCCCGCCGCCCCUGUCUUGGAGACCCCCAUCGCCAAAGUUUCCGAGCCUAUCCACCCCGAGAACACCCACGCCAACCACACUUUCGCUGCUCUUACCAAGUCGGAUGCCCAGUUGGCCGCCCUCGCCAACCACAAGUAUGCCAAGGUUGUCAGCGCUGAACGUGUCGAGGCUGCCAAGGCUGGUCUUGAGAAGUCAGGAUUCAAGGUCCACUUGGUCAACAGCCGCGGUGAGGCCUUCGAGACCGUCAAGAACUUGAUCCCUGCCGGCGCCUCUGUCAACAACGCUCAUUCUACCACCUUGGAGGAGAUUGGAUUCAUUACCUAUCUCAAGGGAGAGACUGCUUGGGACAACGUCCACGCCACCAUUCUUGCUGAGAAGGACCCUGCCAAGCAGGCCGAGCUCCGCCGCACCGUUGGCUCCACCGUCGACUACUACCUCACCUCCAUGUCCGCUGUUACAGAGGAUGGCAAGCUCGCCCACGCCGAUCUCUCGGGCUCCAAGGUCGGCGGUGUCUCCUUCGGCGCUGCUAACGUUAUCGUUGUCGUCGGUACCAACAAGAUUGUCAAGGAUGAGGAUGAGGCCUGGACCCGCACCAACGAGUUUGCUCUUGCUGCCGAGUCUGCUCGUGCUCGCGAUGCCUACGGUGUCCCUGCCUCGGCUAUUGUGAAUUUCGAAGUACUUAGGGCUGCCAACCCUUUUGCUCCUGGACGCAUCCAGGUCGUUCUUGUCAACGAUGCCCUCGGAUUCUAA